This is a messenger RNA of Ilex paraguariensis (yerba mate), 432 nucleotides long. The record is from the annotation of a GenBank genome assembly. Lineage: Eukaryota; Viridiplantae; Streptophyta; Magnoliopsida; Aquifoliales; Aquifoliaceae.
AUGGCAAUUGUCAUUUACUCACGUGUUGGUACAAAAUCCAGAGCAGUUCUAGAUUUUCAAUUUUUGGGAGAGACUAGGGGUGGGGGUGCUGUGAGUCAGCACAGCCUUGUCCUUUCGGGUGACCCUCCUCGGGUUUCAUUCUUUUGCAUGUUCGAUCUGUUAGGAGGCAGCAGACGGAGGCUAGGGCUAGGGAACUCUCGAUCAUUGGGCUGGAAGGACUCUAAAGUUGCGGUGGAGCUUAAACCUUCGCUCAUGGGUGGGAUUGUCUUCUCAGCAUUGGCGUGGAUCAUGCCAAGAGUUUUUAGAUUGAUCUUGGGGAGGCAUAAUUUGCGGCGGUGGCGGUGGUUGCUGUUGGUAGGGUUCUUGCGGCUAUUCAGAAGAAGGGAUUAUAGAAGCUCGGGAAGUACCUCCAGGUCUUGCAAGAGUAAAUAG